CCCGAUGUAUGUAACUAUAGCUGGCGGUGGUUGCGGAAUACAACUCUUGUAGAAUAUCAUACAUAUUUUGCUGUUGUCAUACAUAUAAUAUACGUAUAUGAUGAGGGCAAAAUAACCUCGUGUCGUAUAUGUCUUAAGUUUUAAUUUUUUUUAAAGAAAUACAAAACGUUACAUUUAAAGCCGAAAAUUUACAAAGUUGCUGAUGCAAAAUGGCAGAUGAUAUAUUAAAACUAGAUUUGUAUGAAAUAAUUGGAGUUAACCAAACUGCAGAUGAAAAAGAGAUUAAAAAAGCCUACAGGAAAAAAGCACUCAGUUGCCAUCCUGACAAGAAUCCAAACAAUCCCAAAGCUGCAGAAUUAUUUCAACAAUUAACAAGAGUACUAGAAAUAUUAACGGAUGCAUCAGCUAGGGCUGCAUAUGAUAAAGUUGUGAGCGCAAGAGAACAGACUAAGCUUAGAGCUAAGGAAUUAAAUGCCAAGAGAAGAAAAUUAAAAGAUGACCUUGAAGCAAGAGAAGAAGCUUUCAAGAGAUCAUUGAAUAAAGAUUAUGUUUCGGCCCAGACUGAUGAGGAAAAACUCAAAGUUGAAAUAGAGAGGUUGAGGAAAGAAGGAUCAAGGCUAGUCGAAGAAGAAAAAGAGCGCCUCAGAAAAAAGAUUUUAGAAGACUUGCAAGGAAAUAUAACUAGUACUUACAGCGAAGAAGAGUGUCGUGUUAAGAUAAGGUGGAAAGUUGCUGCGGAUGACGAGAAUAACGGAGGGUACACUGAGGAUAAAUUACGUCAAAUUUUGUCCAAACAUGGUGAAAUAUCAGUAUUAAUUCUGUCUAAAGAAGCUAAAAAAGGUAGAGGUGGAGCUAUUGUAGAAUAUACGACUAAGGAAGCAGCUGUUUCUGCAGUGAAUUAUGAGAUAGGAUUAGUAUCCAAUCCACUCAAAUUAGAAGGAAUGUGGGAAAAGGGAAAAACAUCUCAUAAAGUACAAUCUAAUGCUAGUCACUUUUCUCUUGGUUCCAAAGUAAACCUAUUCCCUUCAGCUAAAGGAUCUUCCGACACGAGGAAUAAUCCCUUUUCUCAAGGACUAACAUUUUCAUCAGCACCUGACAUAUUUAAAGUUAAAAGAACUGUUGACACAACAACUUCAGAAACUGAGUCUUACAACGACUUAGAAACAAUGGUUUUAAAAAAUUUAAAAAGGGCAGAAGAACGUAAAAGAUUGAUUGAACAAAUGCAGGCAGAGGAAGACGGUGCAUAGUCAUAUGAAAUGUUUUCGGUUAUUAAGAUUUAUAUUUGUAAGAUUUUACCCACUGUGUUUUAAUAAAAUUAUAAAUAUUUUUAGAAAAA
Molecule: messenger RNA, 1336 nt
Organism: Copidosoma floridanum
Lineage: Eukaryota; Metazoa; Arthropoda; Insecta; Hymenoptera; Encyrtidae
Product: dnaJ homolog subfamily C member 17
Biological process (GO): spliceosomal complex disassembly
Cellular component (GO): spliceosomal complex
Molecular function (GO): RNA binding
Source: RefSeq, a predicted model, not a curated record